ACAAAAAAUAUUGAUUUUUAUUGAUAGUACAGAAAGAUUCUCACAUCACAAACCUUUAAAUCUGUUACAUUACAUUGUGUUUUUUUUUAAAUUGACCAAAAACCACUCAAGUAAGAAUCAACGUUUCAUUUAUAACUAGCAGCAGUUUCUAUAUUCUUUUAAAACUCAAUAUGGAAAUACUGUGUAAUGGACCUUAGUAGCCACAUCUCAAAUCUAAAACCUAUAAGAGAACAUGUUUAUGAAAAUAUCUGAUAUUGUACUGAUAGAUAUAAAUAAUAUUUAGAUCAUCUGUGAACGUGGAACAAAAACGAUAAAAUAGCAGAAAGAUAAAAUGACUAAUUUCCAUAAAAAUAUAUUUCUAAGUGUACAGCUAAAAUAACAUGCACGUGUUAAACAUGACUUUCUUUCCUUCUCAGACGAAGAAUGCUUGGAAGUUUCCCGGUGGUCUGUCAGAUCUGGGAGAAAACAUCGACGAGACGGCCGUCUGGGAGGUUUUUGAAGAAACCGGAGUCCGAUCCCAGUUCCGAUCUCUCCUCAGUAUCCGUCAGCAGCACAAGCUCCCGGGAGCGUUCGGGAUGUCCGACAUGUACCUGAUCUGCAGACUCAGCCCGCUCUCCCACCAUAUCAACCUCUGCACUCAAGAGUGUCUGCGCUGCGAAUGGCUCGAUCUGUCUGAACUCGCCGAGACCAGCGAGACCACGCCGAUCACGAGCCGCAUCGCCACACUUCUGCUGUACGGACUGGACAACGGUUUCCACGACAUCGACCUCACAAUGAAGCAGCUGCCGGCCGUAUAUCCCGGCUCGUUCUAUCAGCUGUACCACAGACGACUGCCAGAGGUGUAGAGACGUUAUAGAGCAGCACUACACUGCACUAAAUCAUGUGUUUUGUUUUCCAGUACAAAUAUCUAAACCUUCUUAAA
This is a messenger RNA of Sinocyclocheilus rhinocerous, 922 nucleotides long. Its product is annotated as nucleoside diphosphate-linked moiety X motif 6. Gene Ontology annotation, molecular function: NADH pyrophosphatase activity; ADP-ribose diphosphatase activity; NAD binding. The transcript has 2 exons. The record is from RefSeq and is a predicted model, not a curated record. NCBI's taxonomy places the organism in Eukaryota, Metazoa, Chordata, Actinopteri, Cypriniformes, Cyprinidae. Bases 381 to 845 code for a protein of 154 amino acids.